AUGUCAGAAUACAAGGCUCAUCAUAUGACAAAAAAGGACCGCAGACGGCUGCAAAUUCAAGGCAAAAUUCAGCGACUUGAGCAGCAAUUUGAGGCCGAUAAAGACUAUCACUAUCGAGAUGCACUCAUACAGUUACAAUACAAACUAAGCUCCUUACAUUCAGGAGACAAUCCACAGUACAUUCAAAAAGUUAGAGAUUUUGAAGAACAACGAGAUGCAGAUUUAUUGAGGCUUCGGUUGGCCGAGGAAUAUCAGGUCCAAUCUAUCAAUAAGCAAUUCAAAGAAGACUAUGAUAAGGCCUCCAAAGAAACAGAGGAUAUUGUACAGACAGUGAAACGAAAGCUCGAGGAUCGCAUAGUGAGCAAGAUCUGCCAGUUGAAAGAAGACAAAGCACUCAUCGACAUAGCGACGUCCUCCUCAUCGACUGGUCACGUGGGUACUCGAUAUCAUCAUCCUAUAAAUAUAGGAGGAAACGGCAGUACGGCAGUGCGAUCUGAAAGUGGGUACAAUUCGGGCUUUGACUCGUCAUCUUCAUUCUUUUUUUCUUCUGAUCGAAGGGUUCGCAGACAGAAGAGACACGAGGAUGGAAUCAGUUUUCUGUUACAGAGCAAUGCCGACGAUUCCUAUGAUUCUGGCACAGGUACAGGGACAGCAACAGGAUACGGAUCAAGUGGAGGUAGAAAGCGUCAAAGAACAACUCAUGGAAAGAGCAAGUCACCAGCCUCAGAUGAUGGUUCACAUAAACCUAUCCUUACAAACAAUGCUAAGCUUAAUGUGUUUUUGUAUGGAGAAGAGGUGCUCAAGAGAAAGGAGAAGGCUAGCAUGAGAUAUUCUAGCAAGGGAUAUGAAGGAUGUCCAUCAUUGAAACCACAGGAAGUUAAUGAGGAUCUGACGUUUCUUAGGAGUGCUACAGGGGUGAUACAAUCGCAUAAGAGGAGAGGUUGA
This is a messenger RNA of Brettanomyces nanus, 945 nucleotides long. RefSeq lists its product as uncharacterized. The record is from RefSeq and is a predicted model, not a curated record. Gene Ontology annotation, molecular function: histone deacetylase binding. The transcript has a single exon. Bases 1 to 945 code for a protein of 314 amino acids. NCBI's taxonomy places the organism in Eukaryota, Fungi, Ascomycota, Pichiomycetes, Pichiales, Pichiaceae. Gene Ontology annotation, biological process: negative regulation of transcription by RNA polymerase II. Gene Ontology annotation, cellular component: Sin3-type complex.